Molecule: messenger RNA, 1197 nt
Organism: Octodon degus (degu)
Lineage: Eukaryota; Metazoa; Chordata; Mammalia; Rodentia; Octodontidae
Gene: Tmed3
Product: transmembrane p24 trafficking protein 3
Exons: 3
Coding region: 75-722 (215 amino acids)
Biological process (GO): intracellular protein transport; Golgi organization; endoplasmic reticulum to Golgi vesicle-mediated transport
Cellular component (GO): COPII-coated ER to Golgi transport vesicle; endoplasmic reticulum; Golgi apparatus
Source: RefSeq, a predicted model, not a curated record
CCUGCCCGGAAGCGCCGCCGCCGCAGUGCCACGUCUUCCCGCGCGCCCUCCCGGUCUGUGCACAGCCGAGCACUAUGGGCUGCGCUCCCCGCCCCGCCGCAGCGCUGCUCCUGCUCCUGCUGCUGCGCGCCGAGCGGCUGCGGGGCGCUGAGCUCACCUUCGAGCUGCCGGACAGCGCGCGGCAGUGCUUCCACGAGGAGGUGGAGCAGGGCGUGCGGCUGUCGCUCGACUACCAGGUCAUCACCGGAGGCCACUAUGAUGUCGACUGCUACGUGGAGGACCCGCUGGGCAACGUCAUCUACAGGGAAACCAAAAAGCAGUAUGACAGCUUCACCUACCGCACCGAGGUCAAGGGUGUUUACCAGUUUUGCUUCAGCAAUGAGUUCUCCACCUUCUCCCACAAGACUGUGUAUUUUGACUUCCAGGUGGGCGAUGAGCCCCCCAUUCUCCCAGACAUGGGGAACAAAGUCACAGCUCUCACCCAGAUGGAGUCUGCUUGUGUGACCAUCCAUGAGGCUCUGAAGACAGUGAUCGACUCUCAGACACAUUACCGGCUCCGGGAGGCACAGGACCGAGCCCGAGCCGAAGACCUCAAUAGCCGAGUCUCCUACUGGUCCAUUGGUGAGACGGUCGCCCUGUUCGUGGUGAGCUUCAGCCAAGUGCUGCUGCUGAAAAGCUUCUUCACAGAGAAACGGCCUACUCAUCGGGCUCUCCACUCCUAGCCAAGGCCUCGGGAUGGAGCAGUGCUCCUGGGUGCUGGCUCUGCACACCUCAGUCCUUGCACCCCACAGAACCCAGGGAUCCCAAGGCAUGCGAGUGUGUUCCGUGCACAGCGUGGACUGGAAGAGCCUUUGCAGUUAGGCAGGGGCUGAUGUCAUGGGAAGGUGGUGGGCACACCCCCAGGGCCCAUGCUGGGCCUCCAGCAAACUUAGUGCUUGGCUUCUGUUCUGUCAUGCGUGGGUCCUGUGGCGUGGACCUCCUCCCUGUGGGGAACAGUGGGGCUCUCCACUCCAGCCUUUCCUUCCCUAAAACUGUGCCUGAGGAAAGCGGGCUCUGAAGUGACUGUUCAGUCUGCCUACCACAGGCACAGCAGUGUCAGCUGCAUGGGCAGCACCCAAGUGAGGACUGUGUGCCGUGGCUGGCUCUGUGUCUCCCAGGAGCUGGGGCUAGGCUAAUAAAGACUCCUAUGAGCACCUG